UCCAAAAUGAGCGGUAGUAGACAUUCCAGUGGUUAAGACAUGUUUUGACUUAUUAGAUAUAUUAGAUGUAUACUGGAAUCUAGAUUAUUUUGUGUAUUAACAAUAUCCAAUCGAACAGGAUAAAUCACUGAUCCAUGUACUUUUAUGGCUGUCCCGGGUAAAAAGGCAUCUCAGAAAUUCUCAACUACACUAUCUCAAGGCGGUGCGGAAGAUUUCGACAUUUUCUGUGAAAUAUGUGAUAGAGAUGAUAUCAGGCUGCCUGCCUUUGGUUACUGUGUAGAUUGUGAGGAACACUUAUGCCAUACCUGCUUUAAUAAUCAUCGGCGACCAAAACCAUCACGCCAUCACCAACUUCUAGACAAAGAACACAUGCCACAAAAGCAAAACCUCUAUAAAUCAUCGAAGUCUGCUCCCAGUGCACUGACCGAUGAUCUAACAAAGCCUUGUACCAAACACACGAAAAAAGUGAUCAAAUUUUAUUGUCGUGACCAUAAUGCACUUAUAUGUAGCGUUUGUGUAACCCUUGAACACACACCAACAUCCUGUCAUGUGGACUACAUACCUGAUAUAUCAGGACAGAUUGUAGACAGCUCUGAGCUCAGGAAAACUCUAAAAGACAUUAACAUAUUGACAGACAAAUGCAGCCUGAUUAGUAAAGAUCUGCAGCAAAGAGUUGUUUUAUCAACGACUUCUCUACAGGAUGCUUUAACAGAAAUAGAAAAAUUCAGAAAAGAGAUUAACCCUAGUUUAGAUGAGUUAAAAAAGAAUGUUAGAGAUACUGCAGCAACAAUCCAAUCCGACAACAACGAAAAGUUGAAAACAACAGAAACAACAUGUGAUGUCAUCAACAAAUCACUUCAAGCAUCAGCUGAUACUCUAAAAUAUCUCAAUUCAAACAAGAAAACUGACCAACUGUUUGUUGAACUUAAGAUAGCUCAGCAACUGAUUCAAAAUAACGAAAAAACAACAUCACAACUACCAACAGUUAAUGAUUUUGACGUUUACAUCUUUGAACCAAAUCAAGCUAUCAAAAAUGUCCUUCAAGACGAGAAUUCAUUAGGAAUAUUGAGCAAUCAGAAACUCGAGCAGUCAGCCAAACCAAAGAAUCAGUUUGCAGUUGCAAUAAAAAUGUCUUCUCCUCGAAAUAUCAAUGCUUCAACAUCAUCGGAUAAAUGGGAUUGCUACAUUACUGGUUUAACUGUUUCUUCUCCAAACAAAAUAUUUGCAGCAGAUUACUUCAAUAAGUCGGUUAAAAUGAUAGACAUUAUAAAUGGAGUAAUCACAAAAUUACAGCUUGACUCGUAUCCCUGGGAUGUCACCAUUGUCUCCGGUGAUUCACUUGCUGUUACAAUACCAGGUAGUGAAACAAUACAGUUCAUUUCCUUCUCCCAAGACUCACUCUCACUCAAGAACAAACUGACAGUUGAUGGGCAGUGUAAUGGUAUUAGUUAUCAUCAAGGGAAAAUGGCAGUUAUAUUUAAAUGUCCUGCUAAACUCCAAAUCAUGGACUUGAAAGGUAAUACUGAAAUUACAGUUGAUACGGAUUUCAGUGGUGGCAGUAUUUUCAGAGUAGCUAGGUUUGUCACUACAAACUAUGAUUCAAUCUAUAUCUCUGACAAUGGCAAGGCUAUGAUUACGAGGUUUAACUGGCAGGGACAGUUGAUGGAAAGAAGGGCAGGAAUAAGUUCCGUAAGGGGUAUUACAAUGUUAAAGGAUGGAUCCUUAUUAGUCAUUUCUAACAAAAAUAUAUAUAUUGCUAGCCAUGACUGUAAAUACAUGAAAACUAUAUCUGAGGAUGUAGAUGAUCCUUUUGCUUUAUGUUGGUGUGCUGAAACCCGUACACUUUGUGUUAGUAGAUGCAAAUAUGACAGUGUAGAGAUGAACAAUGAUAUAAAAAUGUAUAAAAUGAUGUAAAAACCAAGAGAUCGCAAUUGAUGCAAUCAUAGCAAGAUGUGUAAUAUAACAAAUGAUUUGAAUACACCAUAUCUAACAAUUGCAAAGGAAUAUAGCAAUACGCAUGAAAAGUAAAUGAGAGGUCGCAUAUUUGUUUUCCAACUUCUCUCAGAAGGAAACUGACGGUCUUUCAUACCAGACCUUAAUUAACAGAGCUGUUCAGCAGAAGAGUUACUUCUAAAACAGGCAACUGCUGUAUCAUACCCACCUCUAAAAAAACAGAAAAAAACCCUGCAGGGUGCGUCGCAAUAUCGUACACAUCAGCAGUAAAUAAAACCGAAGAAAGAAGCUGACAUCCAAGACUUAUUUAUAUAUAUAUUAUGUUAUUAGUUAUAUGUAUCUCAGCAAAGGAAUACAAUGUAUAGUAUGCGACUGUCUUCUCUGUUGAAAUAUUGAAUUAGGGAAACUCAUAGAAAAUAAUAACAGAAACAUUUGGUGUUGAAUAUACAGUCACAAAGGGGACAUAACCUUGGAGACUUGAUUGUCCCAAUUUAUUAGAAACCUGUUAUUUUACAAAUGACAAGUUAGGUGUAAAGCCCCUUAAUAUGGUUUUGAUAAUUGGUAAAUCAGUUACUUUCAGAUAUAAAAGUACAUCAAAAAUAAAGAUUUAAGCCACAAGCAAAGCCCCUGCACCACUUCAGGUGCUACUCAACAUACCUGUAAAUUUUGUUGACUGUAUCUCAAGCACUUUCAAAAGCUACAUGUGACACACGAGAACGUACGGACGGACAGACAAGGGCAAAUUUAAAUGUC
Ruditapes philippinarum (Manila clam) is the source of this 2706-nucleotide messenger RNA. RefSeq lists its product as uncharacterized. NCBI's taxonomy places the organism in Eukaryota, Metazoa, Mollusca, Bivalvia, Venerida, Veneridae. The record is from RefSeq and is a predicted model, not a curated record. Gene Ontology annotation, cellular component: chromatin; nucleoplasm. Gene Ontology annotation, molecular function: ubiquitin-protein transferase activity; zinc ion binding. Bases 145 to 1914 code for a protein of 589 amino acids. Gene Ontology annotation, biological process: positive regulation of DNA-templated transcription. The transcript has 2 exons.